CCCAGGUGACCAACCAAACAGGCCCACCCACCGCCGCUCCCGAUUACUUCAGCCGCCGGCCGCCGCCACCGCCACCGCCGCCAUCCUCGGCUAGAGCUUCUCCGUCCCGUACCCCUGCAGACCGCGAUCUCCGCCUGAACCACCGGCCGGGACUGCUGCUCCGCUUGCUCUCCCCCGUCGGAGAUCCGCCCGGAGCGACUUUCGUCUUUCUGGGUUGUUCCGAAGCUGCAGAAGCCCAAACCCGGAAACAGAGUAGACGGCGCCGCAUCUAUAUUUGCACUGCCACGCUUAAAGCCGAGGCGGCGGAGGAAGCUGCGACAGCCAUGGCGUCGUCGUUGGCAACGGCACCGGCUGCUGUACGCGAUAUGCAGAGCGACCUCGAGUCCCAGGCCAACGCCCUCAGCAAGAUCCAGAAAGACAUCUCCAAGAAUCACGAGGUCCGCAAGCAGUUCACCAUCCAGGUCGGCGAGAAUGAACUCGUCCUCAAGGAGCUGGAGCUGCUGAAUGAAGGGGCGAACGUGUACAAGCUGAUCGGGCCAGUGUUGGUCAAGCAGGACAAUGCGGAGGCGAAGGCCAACAUCAAAAAGCGCAUCGAGUACAUCACAGCUGAGCUAAAGAGAAUGGAUCGGGCGCUUAAGGACUUGGAGGAGAAACAGAAUAGCAAGAAGGAAUCGAUAAUCAAGCUGCAACAGAAGAUGCAGGCUGUACAAGCAAAGGCACAGGCGUAAAUGAAGGGCUCCCUGCAUUAGGGCCUUCGUCCUCCCAAAUGUAUGGGUCUGUACAAGGCGAAGUUAGUUGCCUUGUGUUAUCUAUCCCCUAAAAAGGUGAAAGAAAUCUGUAGUGUUCAGAGAUUGAGAGAAGUUCCAGGUUUGUGUAGUGAGAGAUUUUGUUUGAGAGUGGAUACUCGGUUGAAGAUGUACCUCUUGCUGGUUUCUAGUGAUAUGGUUGAAUUGACUUUUGUUUCGAGAAGGAAUUGGAUCAAUUUUUUCAUGUACCACUUUAUUUCUUCUAUCUUUGCUUAUGUUGAUUAAUAGAUUCAUUUUUGUCAA
This is a messenger RNA of Triticum urartu, 1049 nucleotides long. RefSeq names its product prefoldin 6 (gene PFD6). The record is from RefSeq and is a predicted model, not a curated record. Gene Ontology annotation, biological process: chaperone-mediated protein complex assembly; protein folding. Gene Ontology annotation, cellular component: prefoldin complex; cytoplasm. Gene Ontology annotation, molecular function: protein-folding chaperone binding. Lineage: Eukaryota; Viridiplantae; Streptophyta; Magnoliopsida; Poales; Poaceae.